This is a messenger RNA of Sycon ciliatum, 2307 nucleotides long. RefSeq lists its product as uncharacterized. The record is from RefSeq and is a predicted model, not a curated record. NCBI's taxonomy places the organism in Eukaryota, Metazoa, Porifera, Calcarea, Leucosolenida, Sycettidae. The coding region runs from base 818 to 1477 and encodes 219 amino acids. Gene Ontology annotation, cellular component: nucleus. Gene Ontology annotation, biological process: protein polyubiquitination. The transcript has 7 exons. Gene Ontology annotation, molecular function: ubiquitin conjugating enzyme activity.
UAUCAGCCGUGCAUCCCACAUUCCCAGGCUGCUGCGGCUUGACCGACGCAUACAGCCUCACGCUUGGCAGCUCACAGACACCUGAUGUGCCGAGGCAACGAAUCGAUGGGUAUGUCUGCUCAUUUCGCCAGCAUUAGGAUAUCGAUAAGGUGAGCAUCGGCUCGGCAGAGAGUAUGCGGAUCUGCCGAACACAGUCUCGUACAUCUACAACAAACCCACAACUCGGCGGGUGUGAUGUGCCCACUGACCUGCCAAUGCCGAACCAGACUUUUUGUGUCGGUAGCCUUGGGACUUGGGUUGUCGCCCCGUGCGGUGCUGCCUGGGCGACUGCUCAACCACAGCGCAUGCGCUCUCGACUUGCUUAUGCGGAGACUGGACAAGUCGACUCAGGAUUUGAGAUCGAGAGUGAGUGGAGUUCCCGUGCGUUUGUUGACUCGUCAGGUAGUUGGAGGUUCAGAUUGGUGUUUCCGCAACAGGAGCGCAUGUUUCUAGCAGUUCUCUUUAGCUUGACACAGGUCAUCGGGAACCAUUAAAAAGAAGCACCACAAGUGGGAGAGCACCUUUCCUGUGUAAUACUUGUGCCUCGGCCAGCCGUUCUUUGUCGUGAAGUCAGACGGGUUUGUAUGUGCAGCCCAAGUGGUUUCUAGACUUUAGAGGUCACGGCUAGGUUUGGUGAGGAGCAGCCUGAGAAGCUUGACAUUGAGCUUUCCUUCAGCGGAAGCCUUGGCCGGGGAGCGCAAGAGUUCAGUGGUGGUUGGUGUGCUUUGAGUCGCCCAGAUUUGAAAAGUGACUAGGGUUGGUUGCAGAGGAAGCCAUCAUGAGCACCACCACAGACAGUCCAACACCAUCACAGCCUGCCAGUGCUCCCGCAGCCGUGGCAACCCCCACAGCUGCUGCGGCAACGGCAACAGCAGUGCCCGUUGCUACGACUCCAGCUACUCCUGCCUCAUCAAGAUCAUCUUCAGCGCACAAACCCUCGCGUAGCCGAGGGCCUGGUAGCGGUGGUCGCGGUGCAUCAGCAGCUGGACAUAGCCCGACAAAUCGCCGAAUCCAGAAGGAGCUUGCAGAUAUCUUAGAUGAUCCCCCGCCGAAUUGCAGUGCCUCCCUGAUGGGUGACAAGCUAAAUGAGUGGAUUGCUACCAUCAUGGGACCCAGUGGGUCUGUAUAUGAAGGCGGUGUUUUCUUUCUCAGCGUUACGUUCCCAUCAAACUAUCCCUUUGAGCCGCCAAAGGUGGCAUUUAAGACAAGAAUAUACCAUUGCAAUAUCAACAGUCAAGGUGAAAUCUGCCUGGACAUUCUGAAAGAUAACUGGAGUGCAGCGAUGACUAUCAACAAGGUGCUGCUCUCCGUGUCAGCCUUGCUGACUGAUUGCAAUCCCAGCGACCCACUGGUGGCCAACAUUGCACGCCAGUAUCAGGCAGACCGGGCAGAGCAUGAUCGUGUUGCACGCGAUUGGACGCGUCGCUUUGCCAGAUGAUCCUUGCUUGCUCGGUGCUCGCCCUGUCCGAAUUCUGGUAGAUCUGGCGUGCCUUCUAAGUUCUAACUAACUAACUUCCCUGCUUCACCCACUUACUGCUGUCAUGUUCCUGUGAAUUCUUCUAGCCUGCCGCAUCCGCGUUAUCCUCCUGCCAUCCGCUGUGUAAACAAAAUAACAUUGGUCGUUGAUUUAUAAUCUUCGCAACUGAAGUCCUUCUCAGCCUUACCCUCCAGGAAGCGAGCGCAAGAGAACCAGCAAGAAAGCAACUUGAAACGCCUCUUGCGUCUUCUUCUUCUUCUUUAAACUUGGCUGUUGCGUGUGUCGUAUCGUUCGUCUCUCGAUCGCCCUCCGUUUUGUCUUUGAGAUUAUCUUGCAAGUAAAAGGAAGAAAGAGAGGGAUUUGGCUUGCAGAGGCCCUUCUCUCUUGAUGUAACUUAUCCUUUACCCACUAUAAUCGUUAGGUACAUCACUCACUAUGAUCAUUGGGUACACCACUUCUGAUUGUUGGUGCUACCCCAGUAAAACAUGCAUUUCAAGUUCUUUACUUUCACAAGUGUGUCUCUCUGUGGCAAGUUUUUAAAAGUAACUAUUUUUAUGACAAGUAUGUCACCUUUGCUAGAUGUUUGGUCUUGAUACGUAUAGACUCCACUUUAGUGCCAAUCGCAGAUCAUAUUUUGUGGAGUAUACAGAACCGUAAUCCAUUCCUUUGUGCAGAUCUGUAAUACAUGUACUUGUACGUGUGAUGUUAUUUAUUGAGAAUGCCAAGGUACUUGGUGAUGUGAUGUUUGCUGUUGUCUAGCUUAUGCCCAUAACCACCGAAGUUGAAGCACA